GAAGAGAGAGAGAGAAGCAGGUGAGCGCUUUUUGAAGCGGAAGACUUGAGCGAGCACAAAUAAACCUGGCGAGCUCUGCUGCAUGUCAAAGCCACGAUGGAUUCCCGCUGAGCCGCAGCUCUCGCUUCCCGUCCACGGCGCCACCUACUCCUCUCUACGCGUCUCGCCUCCAGAUCUGCAUUUGCCGUUUUCCACCCUUGUCCGCACUCUCAGCUCCGGAUCUCCAGCGGCGACGCGGCUGACGGCGCCACUGCCAUGAGCGGUUGACCCGGCGGCUUCCUGGCUCGGAUCUAGACGGAAGAUCAAAAUGGACGCUGCCUCCCGUCCCGCUGUGGUCAUCGACAAUGGCACCGGGUACUCAAAAAUGGGAUUUUCAGGCAAUGUCGAACCUAGUUUCAUCAUCCCUACAGUUGUUGCUGUUAAUGAGUCCUUUUCCAAUCAACCUAAGAGUUCCACUAAGGGAAAUUGGCUUGCACAUCAUAAUGCAGGCGUAAUGGCCGACCUUGAUUUUUAUAUUGGGGAAGAAGCUUUAUCAUGCUCUCAAUCUAGUAGUACAUACAGUCUUAGUUACCCUAUUCGUCAUGGCCAGGUUGAAAAUUGGGAUACAAUGGAAAGGUUUUGGCAGCAAUGUAUCUUCAAUUAUCUACGUUGUGACCCUGAAGAGCACUACUUUCUUCUUACUGAGAGCCCACUUACAGCUCCUGAAAACCGCGAAUAUACAGGAGAAAUCAUGUUUGAGACAUUUAACAUUCCUGGACUGUAUAUAGCAGUUCAGCCUGUCUUAGCCCUUGCAGCUGGUUACACUACUUCAAAGUGUGAAAUGACAGGUGUCGUUGUUGAUGUUGGUGAUGGUGCUACACAUGUUGUGCCAGUUGCAGAUGGUUAUGUGAUUGGCAGUAGUAUUAGAUCAAUACCUAUCGCAGGCAAGGAUGUUACCCAUUUCAUCCAGCAACUUAUGAAGGAAAGGGGUGAACAUAUACCUCCAGAAGAUUCUUUUGAUGUAGCAAGGAAGAUCAAAGAAAAUUAUUGCUACACUUGUUCAGACAUUGUCAAGGAGUUCAAUAAACAUGAUAAAGAUCCUGGUAAAUAUACCAAGCAAUGGGUUGGCGCUAAACCAAAGACUGGAAACCGGUACUCAUGUGAUAUUGGAUAUGAGCGCUUUCUUGGUCCAGAGAUUUUCUUCCAUCCUGAAAUUUAUAAUAGUGAUUUUACCGCUCCUCUACCUGCUGUUAUUGAUAAGUGCAUUCAAUUAUCUCCUAUUGAUACAAGAAGGGCUCUAUAUAAGAAUAUAGUAUUAUCCGGGGGUUCAACUAUGUUCAAGGACUUUAAUAGGAGAUUACAACGAGACCUAAAACGGAUAGUGGAUGCAAGAAUUGUAGCAUCUGACGGCCAACUCAAGGAAGAUCUAAAAUCUCAACCUAUUGAAGUUAAUGUUGUCAGCCACCCUGUUCAGAGAUAUGCAGUUUGGUUUGGUGGUUCCGUCCUUGCAUCAACACCAGAGUUUUAUGGGGCAUGCCACACGAAAGCAGAAUAUGAGGAAUAUGGAGCCAGCAUUUGCAGAACAAAUCCUGUCUUCAAAGGCAUGUAUUGAAAUGUUAAAAGAUUCCCAAUUCAUGGGAGUUCUCAGAUGCAGUGUCAAGCUUCAAGCAACCAGAAAGUUUCCUUUUUGCAUCUGAGAGGUAAUGGAAAGAUUUUAAAUUUGUAUCUUAGAUUCAUGCUUCAGAAAUGAACUAUGUACAUCACUUUUCGAUGAGGUGGAUGAUUUGUUUGUGUUUUUCCAUUACAUAUUACUGUAAUAUGGUUGGAUUUGAUUUAUUUGCUAAAAUUGUGCCUUGUAAAAGAAAAUUGGGCUACAUCAAUGAUUGUUGGGGCAUGAUUUUAGUGA
Messenger RNA from Zingiber officinale, 1885 nucleotides. Its product is annotated as actin-related protein 3-like. Gene Ontology annotation, cellular component: actin cortical patch; Arp2/3 protein complex. The transcript has 10 exons. The coding region runs from base 308 to 1591 and encodes 427 amino acids. Gene Ontology annotation, biological process: Arp2/3 complex-mediated actin nucleation. NCBI's taxonomy places the organism in Eukaryota, Viridiplantae, Streptophyta, Magnoliopsida, Zingiberales, Zingiberaceae. The record is from RefSeq and is a predicted model, not a curated record. Gene Ontology annotation, molecular function: actin filament binding.